AUGGCGGCCGGGAUGGGGGCCGGGAGUGGCCGGGAGUGGCCGGAAAUGGCGGCGGGACGGGGCCGGGAGGGAGGGAAGCGGUGGCAGGGACGGGGCCGGGAAGCAGGGGAGACUGGCCGCCCGGGAGCGGGGAGACAGACGGGGGUGCAGGGGAGGCAGGGCGGGCCGGGAGCGGGGAGACAGGCAGCGAGCUGGGGCAGAAAGCGGACGGCGGCUUGGAACGGGGAGGCAGACGGCCGGGAGUGGGGAGACAGGGGUGCCACCGGGAGCGGGGAGACGGAUGGCGGCCGGGAGUGGGAGAAACGGACGGCCUGGGAGUCGGGGAGACCAAUAUCGCAUUACUCCUAUAUAAGGGAUUUGUAUUCUACUCAGUAG
Dioscorea cayenensis subsp. rotundata (Guinea yam) is the source of this 375-nucleotide messenger RNA. RefSeq names its product translation initiation factor IF-2-like. The record is from RefSeq and is a predicted model, not a curated record. The transcript is spliced from 2 exons. The coding region runs from base 1 to 375 and encodes 124 amino acids. NCBI's taxonomy places the organism in Eukaryota, Viridiplantae, Streptophyta, Magnoliopsida, Dioscoreales, Dioscoreaceae.